Messenger RNA from Schistosoma haematobium, 984 nucleotides. RefSeq names its product DNA-binding protein c1d (gene C1D). The transcript is spliced from 5 exons. Lineage: Eukaryota; Metazoa; Platyhelminthes; Trematoda; Strigeidida; Schistosomatidae. Gene Ontology annotation, biological process: maturation of 5.8S rRNA; regulation of gene expression. Gene Ontology annotation, molecular function: DNA binding; RNA binding. The record is from RefSeq and is a predicted model, not a curated record. Gene Ontology annotation, cellular component: nucleolus; exosome (RNase complex). Bases 118 to 540 code for a protein of 140 amino acids.
CUUCAAGUAUAAAUUGCCCGCGGUGGACAAAACCGUUCAAGGUCGUAAAGGCAAACUUGACGCAGACUCUUUUCGAGGUUGUUUGCCUUAUGCACUGCACAGUCUUGUUGACUUGGAAUGGUUGACAGCAGUAUUUUUGAUGAAAUACCUGAAGAAAUAAGCGCUCAGUUAGUUUCUUUUUCAGAAGCUACUGAUGAUAUUGAACAGCUUGUAAAAAAAAUUAGCAACUUUUCGAAUGAUUCUAAUACUGAGGUCAGUGAUUUGGAUACCAUCAAAACUGAUCUGUCUUUAUGCUACGCCUUUAAUGCUUUGUUUUUCAUGUAUCUUAGGUGCAAUGGUGUAGAAACUCAAAGCCAUCCUAUUAUGCAGGAAUUGGAUCGUGUAAUGAAUGCGUUGAAAAGGUGUAGAUCGUUAGUCGAAAGAGAAGGCUCUGCACGUUUGAAAUUGGACAAAGAAGCUACAACAAGAUUUGUAAAACAUGCCUUAUGGAAAUCUGCUCAUACUAAAACUAAGAAACGUCGCAUGGAUUCAUCUAGUUAGUAUUGGUGAUGAUAAUAAUUCUUAAUUGAGAAGACCUUCAUUUUGUUUCGUUUUGUAUGUAUAAAAACGAAUUAGCAAUCAAAUGUAAACUUAUACUUUUCCAGAUGUUUUUUCUCAUUUGAAUAAAUUCAUUGUACAAAUGGUGUGAUCAGUACCUGUAAUAUAUCAAUUAUGUCGCCUUUUGUGUAUGGGUUAGGAGUAUAGCCUGACUGUGCAGGCCCUGACAGGUUUACUCCUGAGAUUUUUAAGGAUGGUGGUCCAGUAUUAGCAAUGAGAUUAACUGAGGUCUUGGGUAGAAUUUGGGAACUGGACGUAAUCCCAUCUGACUGGUCUCAAUCACUGAUUGUGCCAGUCUAUAAGAAAGGACAAAAGUCCUCUUGUGACAAUCACAGAGGAAUCAGUUUGACUAAUAUAGUGUCUAAAAUAUUAGCUUCAAUAAUACUU